Molecule: messenger RNA, 1425 nt
Organism: Dentiscutata heterogama
Lineage: Eukaryota; Fungi; Glomeromycota; Glomeromycetes; Diversisporales; Gigasporaceae
Source: the annotation of a GenBank genome assembly
AUGAACCCAAUUAAGCUUAGUGAAUACGAAAAUUAUAAGGAAUCCCAAAAAAGAAUUAAAAAGGAUGUACAGUGGAAUGAGUUCUUAAAACUUGACAAAAAACAAUAUUUGAAUUUUAGAAAUGAUCUGCGAAAUCGUGCUGCUUCUCAAUUCUUGCAUAGUGUAUCAUUAACCCGCCAACCAAAAGGAAAGGCUGAAGAAGUUAUAAAAGAAUUUAAUGAGGCGAAUUCAACAUUUCUAGUCUCUGAAGCUGGUUUUGUUCUUCACGAUUGGCUUACUUCAUAUUGCAAUAGUAUGGCAAGGGCAAAAGGGUACGCUCUACCACCAAAAAAAAAGAACGUCCAACCUCCUAUUAGAAGAUGUAACACCAAUUGUAUAGAUGUUGAAAGUACCCCAGAUCAAAGUGACACAGAUGAGAUGUCUGAUAAUGCACAAAGCCCCUUUGAAAACAAUGAUAACAUUAAUGAUAAUACAGAUGAGAGUGUAGAAUCUGAUGCCUUAACGACUACAAACAGUGCUAAAAUUAGUCAAAAAAAUACAUCAACUCUCAUGAAAAAUAUGCUGAAAAGAAGAAACUCGCAACCGUGUAAACAAGGUACUGCAAUAUCGGGGGACGGCCAAGAUAAUACAGAUGAUGAAUCUGAUAUUUUAAGCAGUGCAUUUUUACAUGCUGAUAUUGUUAACGAUCAUCAAAAUGUUAGAAAUCUCGAAAAUGAUGAACCAGGCAGUGAGGAUGGCCAAGAUAAUACAGAUGAUGAGCCUGAUGCUUUAACGACUGCAAGCAGUGCAUUUUCGAAUGUUGAUAUUGGUCAAGAAAACACCUCAACACUUAAAAAAAAUAAAAAUCUCGAAAAUGAUGAACAAGGUACUGUAAUUUCGGAGUACGGCCAAGAUAAUACAAAUGAGAGUAUACUUGAACCUGAUGCCUUAACGACUACAAGUAGUGCAUUACAUGCUGAUAAUGGUCAAGAAAAUACAUUCACCCUUAAUAUUAGAAAUCUUGAAGAUAAUGAACAAGGUAUUGUAAUUUCGGAGAAUGACCAAGAUAAUACAAAUGAGAGUGUACUUGAACCUGAUGCUUUAAUGACUGCAAGCAGUGCAUUACAUACUGAUGUUGAUCAAGAAAAUGCCUCAACACUUAAGAAAAAUAAGUCAAAAAAAAGAAACUCGGUCCCCAUACGACCGCGUAGCACAAAUAUUAAAGUCAACGAUUAUUUGAAUGUUAGAAAUCUCGAAAAUAAUGAACAAAGUACUGUAAUCCCAGAGAAUAACGUGUUGCCAUCACUAAGAAAAAGUCUUCGUUCUUCUGUGCGAAAAUUUAAUAAUAUUAAAACAGUAUCGAAAAUAGUUGAAGGUGAUGCCCAAGAUUCUGGCAAAAAGAGGAAAGAGAACAAGCAGCAAAAAAGACUUCCUCGCAUAGUGUAA